CUCUGCGAACCGAGAGAGCGCAGCGCGAGCGGUCGACGACGGCCGCAGCUCGGAGGCGGUGCCUGCUUUGCCACCGCCUCCCUUGGCAUUUGUAGUGCUGUCUUUGUCCUCCCGCGCCGCGGCUGCCGCGCUUUGUUCUCGGCGCCCGUGCCAGGGCCGGCCGGGCGCGCCGUCCGCACAGCUCCCGCCGCGCUGGCGUCGUCUUCGCCCCCCUCGCCGCCGGCCCCCGCGCGCGGCCGCGCCUUGCCCUCCAUGGUCUCCCGGCCGGAGCCGGAGGGCGAGGCCAUGGACGCCGAGCUGGCAGUGGCACCAUCGGGCUGCUCGCACCUGGGCAGCUUCAAGGUGGACAACUGGAAGCAGAACUUGCGGGCCAUCUACCAGUGCUUCGUGUGGAGCGGCACAGCCGAGGCCCGCAAGCGCAAGGCGAAGUCCUGCGUUUGCCAUGUCUGUGGCGUCCACCUGAACCGGCUCCACUCUUGCCUCUACUGCGUCUUCUUUGGCUGUUUCACAAAGAAACACAUCCAUGAACAUGCGAAGUCAAAGCGGCACAACCUGGCCAUUGACUUGACAUAUGGAGGCAUAUACUGCUUCUUGUGUCAGGACUACAUCUAUGACAAAGACAUGGAGAUAAUUGCCAAAGAAGAGCAGCGGAAGGCUUGGAAGAUGCAAGGUGCUGGAGAGAAGUUUUCGACUUGGGAACCAACUAAACGGGAGCUGGAGCUGCUGAAACACAACCCGAAGAGAAGGAAGAUCACCUCCAACUGUACCAUAGGCCUGCGUGGUUUGAUCAACUUGGGCAACACGUGCUUCAUGAACUGCAUCGUGCAGGCUCUGACCCACACGCCACUCCUGCGGGACUUCUUCCUGUCCGACAGGCACCGCUGUGAGAUGCAGAGCCCUAGCUCCUGCCUGGUCUGUGAGAUGUCCUCACUCUUCCAAGAGUUUUACUCUGGGCACCGAUCACCUCACAUUCCAUACAAACUGCUGCACCUGGUAUGGACCCAUGCACGGCACCUGGCAGGUUAUGAGCAGCAGGAUGCACAUGAAUUCCUCAUUGCAGCCCUGGAUGUUCUCCAUCGGCACUGCAAAGGUGAUGACAAUGGAAAGAAAGCCAACAAUCCCAACCACUGCAACUGCAUCAUCGAUCAGAUCUUCACAGGUGGGCUGCAAUCUGAUGUCACAUGCCAAGUCUGCCAUGGAGUUUCUACCACCAUAGACCCUUUCUGGGACAUCAGUUUAGACUUGCCUGGCUCCUCCACCCCUUUCUGGCCACUGAGCCCAGGGAGCGAGGGCAGCGUGGUGAAUGGGGAGAGCCACGUGUCAGGCACAACUACGCUCACAGACUGCCUGCGGAGAUUUACCAGACCAGAGCACUUAGGAAGCAGUGCGAAGAUCAAGUGCAGCGGUUGUCAUAGCUACCAGGAGUCCACUAAGCAGCUCACCAUGAAGAAGCUGCCCAUUGUGGCCUGCUUUCAUCUCAAACGAUUUGAACACUCAGCCAAGCUGAGGCGGAAGAUCACCACAUAUGUGUCCUUUCCCUUGGAAUUGGACAUGACGCCCUUCAUGGCCUCCAGCAAAGAGAGCAGGAUGAACGGGCAGUACCAGCAGCCUACAGACAGUCUCAACAAUGACAACAAGUACUCCUUGUUUGCUGUUGUUAACCAUCAAGGGACCUUGGAGAGUGGCCACUACACCAGCUUCAUCCGGCAGCACAAAGACCAGUGGUUCAAAUGUGAUGAUGCCAUCAUCACCAAGGCCAGCAUCAAGGAUGUGCUGGACAGUGAAGGGUACCUGCUAUUCUACCACAAACAGUUCCUGGAGUACGAGUAGCCCCCUCCACAGCUGGUCAGAAAAAAAGGAGAGCAAAAGUUGACAUGCCUCCUGAGAUGAUCCCCUACUUCCCCAGUGACAUGACCCUGCAACACCCUUCUGUGCAAAUGUCCCACACGUAUUGACCCUCUGCACCCAGGAGUUGUGGUGUUGGGGUGGACACAAGCUACAGGAUCAGAAUGGCCUUGUGCCCUGGGUGGGAAAGGAGCCAUGGGCUCUGUUGUUAGUAUCUUUUGUGUCGUCCAAACCCUGUGGGAGAUUGGGGGUGGCCUCCUCAUUGCACAGCAGCCUCUGCCUGGUGCUUCAUUCAGUCAUCCCGUGCGCACAGUUUAAAAAGGCACCCACUUAAUUGAAAAUUAAUGGGUCCAUUAAAGCUGUAAAGUAGACGGAGAUGGUGUGCAAGGAUAGGACUUGUGAGCACCUUUCUCUCAGUGGGGUAUGGUAUUUAAUGCAUGGAGUGUGGACUCUUAGCCUCCAUUUUUUCUGCAGCUAUAAUGCAGCCCAGGAGCCCAAGGACCUGAGGCCGCUUACAAGCUCUAAGCACGUCCGUUCUGCAGAUACCAUAGCAUUACCUGCAUGUGGAAGCAUCAGCCCAGAUCUUCUCUUGGUUUUCUAGAAAUAGGCAUUUUCUUAUCUGUCUCCCCUUUUCUCUUUUUUCACAAUGGUGAAUUUCAUAAAUGUAACAGUAGUAAAGUGAAUGAGUAUCGAGUUUAUACUGAAAUCUAGAUCAUUCCUCCUUCAUUCUGAGAGUGUGUCUUGCUUUUUAAUUGGUGCUGUUUUGUUGCUCCUUCCCCCUCCAUACCUCCCUGUCCUUUGGUUAGCCACAGGCGGCAGAGGAGAACCGGGCUGUAGCUGGGAAUGUCCCUGAUAAUCUUAAUCUUUGGAGGAAAUGGAAUGUUCCCCAAACCUUGGUUCCAUUGAUCCCCUUCCCAUUUUUCUUCCGAGUCUUUGGUCCCAUGGCCUGUCUGGGGCUGCGUGGUGGCUGGUGCGCAAGAUAAGAAGAUGAGUGGACCCCAGUGGGGACUGCGUUGUGGCACCUUGCUCAUGCCUCUGCUCUACAUUUACUGUAAUUUCAGUCUUAGCUGGAAUAAAAUGACUUUAUGAUAGAGUUUGUCAGCAGAACUGGUCAAGGAUGUUUCUUAUGAGAUAUCUUGCAUGUUUCUAUCUAGUCAAACCCAGAUUUAAGAUUAUUUGCCCAUUUCUGAGAAAUUACAGCAUGGUGACUUGGGGGCAGAAGCAUUGUUUUGAACCACAGUGUCAGCUGUGUUGGCCAUGAGAACCUUGCCCUGCCUGCAGCGGCCUAUGGGGAAGUUGCUGUUGCCAGGUCAGCAAGCGUUUCUCCUAAGAGCCAGGUAGUGAGCAUUUUAGGCUUUGUGCAUUGUGCAGUAUUUUGCCAUAGAUAACAUGUGAACUGUGAGUGUGGCUAUGUUCCGAUGGUCUUUUACUUAUGGUCCCUGAAGUUUAAAUUAUGUAGAAUUUUCACAGUGUCAAGAAAUUUUGCUUCUUUUAAAAAAACUGUUUGAAAAUAAGAUUUUUUCUUAGCUUACAGGCCACACAAGAGCAAGCAGGGUCCCUGACCUCACUCAUUAGCUAGUUAUGUUGGGGUGGAGGCAGUAAUGGUAGGAGGCUGAGUAGCUUCUGCUCAGGAUAUAGGGAACAGCAGUCACACUGCAGAGCCAUCAGGAUGGCAAAAGCUUUACACAGUACACUUUUUAAAGCACUUGCCCUGUUCAUUCUCAGUUGUAUUUUUGCAUUUAAAAACAAAGUUGAAGCAUGCUUUAAAAUAAGCAUUACUGGAGCAAUUUGGGUGGGCCCAGAUUUUCAGGCAUGGCUUCAUGUAGCUUCUGUGUGUCUGUGUGAUUCUGCAGUGAAGCUCUCCUCUAGGAAGAGACAGUCUUUUAAUUGGGAAUAAAUCUAUUGGAAAGGAGACUUGACCAAAGUCACCUCCAGAAGUCCAAGCCUGGAGCCCUCUGAAGGCCCAUCCCCUCUGCACCCUGGCUUGAUGGGUGUCCAGAUGCAAGCAGGAAACAGGCAGGUGUACCAGCUGGGCCUGCUUCCUCCCUCCCCACACACCUAAUCCCCUGUCCCCACUUGUGUUUAGGGGUGUCAGCCACUCCAAAAACAUUACAACUAAGGAAAAGGACAUUUGUCUUUGCAGGCAUUCUAUUAAACUUUUGUACCCAGAUUAACACUUCUUCACUGGCUUUGGCAUUCUGGGCACUUGGUUCUGCAGCUGCUAAGGGGAAGCCGGGGUUUGUGGGCACCGCAUUCCUGCUCAAUCUUGCCUUCUGCUGGGGUCCUCAGCAUUACGUCCCGUGUUUGAUAUGCUUAUGUGACUUUUCCUUGUGAGGAGCAACAUUUUUACAUGGUGGGUUUGGAAAUCUCUUCCUUUAGCUCCUUACCUGACUGUUAAGUCAGGAAAAUGGUUUCCUGGGAGUCAUCCCAGGUAGGUGUUCAGAAGAUUGCAAAGUACAGCUUGCCACUUAGGACUCACUAUGUCACUCUGUCCCCUAAAACACAUAAGAGUACUUUAAAAAAAAAACAAAACAAAACCUGUGUUUGGGGUUGCUAGCUCUCAUGUCAGAGCUUCACAGUAGACAAGUAGACUUGUCCUCUGCUGAUAUCUAAAGUGGGUAUCUUGAGCCCUUCUAAGUGCAGGAGGCAUGGGGUGGCCUGAGGACAGAGCAGACAGCUUCCAUCUGCCCAGAGGGCUCUGUGGCCUGCCAUUGACCUGGAGCUGGGCCUGGGCUCUCUUGACAGGCUCUGGGAUGGUCCCUGGACACCCCCUACCCCAAAGCUGUUCCCCUGCACCAUGUAUACCUGAGUGCUAUUGUAUCUUGGCUUGGUGUGUAUGCUUCUCCUUGUGCAAACUAGCUGUUCUUUGGACAAUUCAAGCAACUGUUUCGUUUAUUAUAACUUUGAAAACAAAAAUUGUAAGAAAAAAUUCCAAUGAUCGUGUUGUGGUUGAAUAUUUUAUUACUAAGAUGUUUACACCCACCUUUUUCCCUGUAAUUUUGAGGGACUAUUUGACUCUCUCCUCCUUGAUGGCUUGUAGUUUUUCCUAUGUCAUAAUAAAGCUACAUUUUAUUCUGAAACUGGCCUAUUCUGUUACUAACACUAGUAUCCAAAGGGAGGGUGGCAGAAAGCACCCUGGCUCCAGCAGG
Molecule: messenger RNA, 4994 nt
Organism: Castor canadensis (American beaver)
Lineage: Eukaryota; Metazoa; Chordata; Mammalia; Rodentia; Castoridae
Gene: Usp22
Product: ubiquitin specific peptidase 22
Biological process (GO): protein deubiquitination
Molecular function (GO): cysteine-type deubiquitinase activity; zinc ion binding
Source: RefSeq, a predicted model, not a curated record